AUGACGGUUGACUUUUUGCAGCGAAAACGCUCCAAGCGCGAGGCGAAGAAGGCGCGCGCGGCGUCGCGCGUGGACGAGAACGGACGGCGUAUUCGUGGGAAAAAGGGGCCGAAGAGAGCGCUGAGAGGGAUGUGCGCGAACGCGCCGCCGACGCCGCCGGCGCUUCGAGAGGAGGACGAGCGAGAGGAGGCGCGACGUAGCGGCGAAAAGAGAAGGGCGGAGCGAGAGCGGGUGGCGAGUAAGGCGCUGCGGAAGAAGAUGCGGGCGGCGAGGGAGGAUUUAAAGACAGGAGACGAGGCGAUGGGGGAGAUGGAGGGCGGGGGUGAGAUCGUUGUGGAUGGUGAGGGGUCGGCGGUGCCGGAUUAUUUCAUGGACGCAAUGAAGAGCAUCGGGCAUCGAAGGACGACGCCAGUGCAGCGCGGUUGCUGGCCGGCGGCGUGCGCGGGAAAGGAUGUACUCGCGAUCGCGCCGCCGGGGAGCGGGAAGACACUCGGAUUUUUGUUGCCUGCGAUCGAGGUCGCGCUCCGUGAUCUAAGGGAAAAUCCGAACGCUGGCAAGAAGUACCCGGGGUCGCCGGCGGCGCUCGUAGUGGCGCCCACUCGCGAGCUCACGCUGCAAAUCUCCACCGUGUGUAACAAGCUCAAGAAGGCGGUCCCGGUUCGCUCAGUGGCAGUGUACGGCGGCGUAUCGCAAGAAGAUCAAGAAGAAGCGUUGGGGCAGCACACUUCCCACGCUUUUCUAGUCAUCGGGACACCAGGUCGGUUGAACGCAGUACUCGAAUCCGGCGCGCUGAAGUUGGAUCGAUGCAAGAUCCUCGUCUUGGACGAGGCCGACCGCAUGCUCGCCCUCGGGUUCGAGGAGCAGUUGUUGAAGAUUCGUGAUGCACUUCCGAACGCUAACGACGGCAGACAGACCUUGCUAUUCAGCGCGACGUUCCCCAAGGCGGUGCGAACAAUUAGCAAGUCGUGGCUCGGCGAAGGCUUCGAGACAGUGAAGAUUGAAGUUGCAGACGGUAAAUCGGGGACGAUGGCGGGGAAAAGCGAUGACGAAAUGACAACACAUAUGGCUACCGUUGAACAAACCGUGCACGUUUGCGCCGAGCACAAGAAGAGCCGGAAACUGAUGAAGUAUAUUACCAAGCUUCGCGCCGCCGACGGCAGAGCUCGAAGCCGAGUCCUCGUCUUUGCAAAUCGCAUCAAAACGGUCCAAUUCAUCGCCGAACUCUGCAAGCGGCACAACGAAAAGGUGAGCACGCUCUUCGGUACGAUGAAACAGGAGCGACGAGACCAAGCCAUGAAAGAUUUCAAGGCAGGGAAGACGCCCGUAUUGAUUGCCACGGAUGUCGCCGGUCGAGGUCUGGACAUCGCGGGGUUGGAGUAUGUUGUGAACUGGGAUUUCCCGGGUAGCAUUGAGCAAUAUCGCCAUCGCGUCGGUCGAGCCGGGCGCCAGGGCAAACGUGGUGCCGCACUCUCAUUUUUUACACGCAAGUUUGCGCCGCUCGCCGGAGAUUUGAUUGAGCUCUUGAAGAAGGGUGACCACUUCGUCGAUCCAAAUCUAGAAAUCUUGGCAAAGGUCGCUGCGAGUCUUCCGAAGACAAAUGCGAAGAGUGUCAAGAACGCCGAUCGGUUCAACGAAGAUCCCGCUGAUGAACAUGGCGAAUUGGAGGUGGAGGAAGAAGAAGAUGAGAACAACGAUGCGGAGAAGAAGCCAGCCGCGGGAAAGCAAGAUGAUUGGCGACGAGGUGAACAUGUGGAAAGCGAAGCGGGCGAUGAGGAAGACGAUGACUGUGACAUGCGGCGGAAGAAGGCAUGGUGGAAUAGCGACAAGUCUGGACGCGGUGGUGUGUUUGUGAAAAAAUUCACGGGAUCGAUGGGAGGGAAACGUAAAGUCUCUGUUGGUCCGAGCGCGGCUGAGAUUGAAAAGAAGAAGAAACGCUCGAUGAAGUAG
Ostreococcus tauri is the source of this 1947-nucleotide messenger RNA. Its product is annotated as Helicase, C-terminal. Gene Ontology annotation, molecular function: RNA helicase activity; ATP binding; RNA binding. The transcript has a single exon. Bases 1 to 1947 code for a protein of 648 amino acids. NCBI's taxonomy places the organism in Eukaryota, Viridiplantae, Chlorophyta, Mamiellophyceae, Mamiellales, Bathycoccaceae. The record is from RefSeq and is a predicted model, not a curated record.